CUGCAGCAGCAGCAGAGGCAGCAGCUGCCCGGCUCCACGCCGCCCUCCGCGCACCGCGGCGGAAGGAAUAGAUCGCCCAGCCCGUCCCGACCCGCCCGGCCAGCGCUCCCGCAAGCAGCCAGGGCCGGGGCGGGUCGGGUCCCCGACGGCCGGAGCCCAGGCGCCCUCCGCCCCUCGCCCCGCUCCUCCUCCGCGGAUGGGCGCGCUGCCGCCGCCCGGCCCCCUCCGUCUCCGCCGCUCCGCCUGAAGAAACUUGGGACGGCGGCGACCUCCGCCUCCCCGCCGCGCCCCGCCCGGGCUGCGGGCGACCCUUCCCCGCGCCGCCGCGCCGACUUCGCGGGGGGACCCGCCCGCCGCAGGACUCCGUGCCGGGGCCGUCGGCCCCUUGGCGGGGACCCCCUGCCCCUGGCCUCGGUGCUGGGGAGGAGCGGGGGGUGCCCUGGAUGGCCCUGCGCACUGGGACAGCUUGGUUUGGGCAGGUCCUGCGCAGAGUUUCCCGGCUUCAGGGCACCUGGUCCCGGCGCUCUAGCAGCCUCCUGUGCCUCUCUUCUUCCCAGGAGCCCGAGCAGGCGGGCGGGGAGCGACCGCCGCCGCAGCACAAGCUGCCCCGGAGCAGCGGCAGCGGCGGCGGCGGGCGCCGCCGGCCCCCCCGGCAGCUGCUCCCCUGCUGUGGCUGCUGCGGCCUGUCGGAACCCCGGGCGGCCAGGGGGGGACAUGGUCCCCUCACUCGCCCCUUGCUGGCGGCCAUGAAGAGGCAGAACGUGCGGACGCUGUCCCUCAUCAUCUGCACGUUCACCUACCUGCUGGUCGGGGCUGCCGUCUUUGAUGCCCUGGAGUCCGACAACGAGAUGCGGGAGGAGGAGAAACUCAAAGCCGAGGAGAUCCGGCUCAAGGGAAAGUACAACAUCACCAGCGAGGACUACCGGCAGCUGGAGUUGGUGAUCAUGCAGUCCGAGCCGCACCGCGCUGGAGUCCAGUGGAAAUUCGCCGGCUCCUUCUACUUCGCCAUCACGGUCAUCACGACCAUCGGUUACGGACAUGCUGCCCCCGGGACGGACGCGGGGAAGGCCUUUUGCAUGUUCUACGCGGUCCUGGGGAUCCCACUGACACUCGUCAUGUUCCAGAGCCUGGGCGAGCGCAUGAACACCUUCGUCAAGUACCUCUUGAAACGCAUCAAAAAGUGCUGUGGCAUGAGGAGCACCGAGGUCUCCAUGGAAAACAUGGUCACUGUGGGUUUCUUCUCCUGCAUGGGGACACUCUGCAUUGGAGCAGCAGCCUUUUCCCAGUACGAGGAAUGGAGCUUUUUCCAUGCUUACUAUUACUGCUUUAUAACAUUGACUACUAUAGGGUUUGGAGACUAUGUGGCCCUGCAGACCAAAGGGGCCCUUCAAAAAAAGCCUCUCUACGUGGCUUUUAGCUUUAUGUACAUUCUAGUGGGGUUGACAGUCAUUGGGGCAUUUCUAAAUCUGGUUGUUCUCAGGUUCUUGACCAUGAACAGUGAGGACGAGAGGCGGGAUGCUGAGGAACGGGCGUCCCUGGCAGGGAACCGCAACAGCAUGAUUAUCCACAUCCAAGAGGACUCCCAGCAUGGUCGGCCACGGUACAAGGCCGAAGUAACAGACCUUCAGUCAGUUUGUUCCUGCAUGUGUUACAGGUCCCACGAGUACACCAGCCGGGUGGUGUCCCACCAAAAUUCGUUCAGCUCGAAGCUGAACCCCCAGUACUUUCACUCCAUCUCUUACAAGAUAGAGGAGAUCUCGCCAAGCACAUUAAAAAACAGCCUUUUCCCAUCUCCUGUCAGCUCCAUCUCACCUGGGUUGCACAGCUUUACAGAUAACCACAGGCUGAUGAAACGGCGAAAGUCCAUUUAAAGGGAUUUGUCUUGUUUUGCUUUCCUUGUUUUUCCCAGUUCUUUGUUGUUUUGGGUUUUUUGUUCCUCGAGUGAGACGGAGCGAGGCCAAAGGGAGUAGAGCAAGCUAGUCCUCCUCUGAGACUCAGCUCUUGAGCAUGAAGCAUGGAUUAUUACUGUUCCAGCAAAGUAUGCCUUACAUUACCCCCUUGGUGGAUGUCAGAGGAUUCAAGAUGACGUGAAGUGGGUACCAAAUCCAAAGUUGCACACACAGCUGAGAGCCUUCAUGUGCCACUGGCACUCCUGACCUAACAAACUUUUUUCCUCACGAGCAGGUUGUAGUGUGUGUGCGUGUGCCUGUGUGAGUGCCGGGUGCGUGUGCGUGUUUGUGCGUGUGCAAUUCCACAACCAGUGCCAUGUGACAAAAAUCAAAGCAUCAGGUAUUACUUUUUCUUUUGCCCUUGAAGCAAUUGUGUUCCAGCCUGCUUUUUUAGAUUGCUUCCAAAAGGA
Messenger RNA from Corvus hawaiiensis (hawaiian crow), 2359 nucleotides. RefSeq names its product potassium two pore domain channel subfamily K member 9 (gene KCNK9). The record is from RefSeq and is a predicted model, not a curated record. The transcript has 2 exons. Gene Ontology annotation, molecular function: potassium ion leak channel activity. Bases 444 to 1871 code for a protein of 475 amino acids. Gene Ontology annotation, cellular component: membrane. Gene Ontology annotation, biological process: stabilization of membrane potential; potassium ion transmembrane transport. Lineage: Eukaryota; Metazoa; Chordata; Aves; Passeriformes; Corvidae.